AUGACAGCAAACGAGAUUCCGACGUGCCGUUGGGGCAUCAUUACCACUGGCCUGAUCUCAUCAUGGUUCGUUGCAGACCUGGUGAUGCAACGCUCGGAUGCCAAAGCCAACCAUGUCAUUCAAGCUAUCGGCUCGUCUUCUCUAGAAAAGGGCCGCGACUUUGCUGCCAAGUAUGUGAAAGACGUGUCGACACAGCCUACCAUCCAUGCAAGCUAUGAAGAAGUCUACAAUGACCCCAGCGUAGACUGCGUCUAUAUUGGCAGCCCUCAUGGUUUCCAUAAGCGAGAUUGUUUAGCCGCGAUCAAAGCAGGCAAGAAUAUUCUCUGCGAAAAGGCGUUCACCAUCAACGCCAAGGAGGCCAAAGAGGUCUUCGAAGCCGCGAAGGAAAAGGGCGUCUACGUUGCUGAGGCGAUGUGGUUGCGCCAUCGUCCUAUGGUUGCGGAUCUACGAAAGCUGCUGUAUGAGGACAAGGCCAUCGGCGAGGUGUUUCGUACGAGCUCGGACUUCCAGAUGUACCUCGAUAUCGCCGGCCUGCCAUCCACAUCAAGGUACAAGGACAUCAACCUCGGUGCUGGCUCAUUGCUGGACAUUGGUAUCUACCCGUUGACCUGGGCCAUCCUGACACUGGAGCCUGAUACGCCCGGACCGAGGGAGCUACCAACGAUCAAGGCUGCCCAGUCAUUCGUCGAUGGUAUUGAGGUUACCACCAGCCUCAUCCUCCAUCAUGGCGUUAGCGGGCGCCAGGCCGUGGUCACUUCCACUACGGAACGCAAGGAUGGCCCAAUGAAAAUUAUUGCUACCAUCGACGGCACCAAUGGAUUUGUCGAGGUUGAGGGAGCAGCCCCGUCGCACCCGAAGUCUUUUACCGUCUACCCCAAGUGGACCGGCGAGAAGAAGCCGGAAGGAAAGAAAUACGAUUAUGACAGACCUCAACAGGGCUUCAUCUACGAGGCUGACAACACUGCUCUGGACCUUGCAGCUGGCAGAAAGGAGAGCACCAUCAUGCCUUGGUCGGAGACAAUCCGGGUGCUGGAGAUCAUGGACGAGAUCAGACGCCAAGGCGGUACGAAAUACCCUGUUGACUAA
Truncatella angustata is the source of this 1086-nucleotide messenger RNA. RefSeq lists its product as uncharacterized. NCBI's taxonomy places the organism in Eukaryota, Fungi, Ascomycota, Sordariomycetes, Amphisphaeriales, Sporocadaceae. Bases 1 to 1086 code for a protein of 361 amino acids. Gene Ontology annotation, molecular function: nucleotide binding. The transcript is spliced from 2 exons. The record is from RefSeq and is a predicted model, not a curated record.